Molecule: messenger RNA, 381 nt
Organism: Penicillium waksmanii
Lineage: Eukaryota; Fungi; Ascomycota; Eurotiomycetes; Eurotiales; Aspergillaceae
Exons: 1
Coding region: 1-381 (126 amino acids)
Source: RefSeq, a predicted model, not a curated record
AUGUACCGAGUCAACCCAUUGACGUACAUGGUAUCUUCUUUCUUGUCCACGUCUCUUGGCAAUGCGCCUAUGCACUGUGCCGACAACGAAGUCUUAUCCUUUGCUGCCCCAGCAGAGAAGACCUGCUCGGAUUAUAUGAAGGACUAUCUGUCAACAAACCCUGGAUAUUUGCUCACUGUCUACUCCCAGGUGAACAACAGUUGCAGUUUUUGUGCCAUGGGAAAUACCAAUGAAUUUUUGGAGAGCCUUGGCAUUGAUUUCUCUACCCGAUGGCGAGAUUUUGGUCUCCUCUGGGUUUACAUUGCGGUAAACACCGUUGGGGCGGUUAUGUUCUACAGGCUCUUUCCCGUUCCGAGAAACAAGACUGCUAAAAAUAGGUAA